Trichosurus vulpecula (common brushtail) is the source of this 1038-nucleotide messenger RNA. RefSeq names its product putative serine protease 45. NCBI's taxonomy places the organism in Eukaryota, Metazoa, Chordata, Mammalia, Diprotodontia, Phalangeridae. The record is from RefSeq and is a predicted model, not a curated record. Gene Ontology annotation, biological process: proteolysis. The transcript has 5 exons. The coding region runs from base 1 to 1038 and encodes 345 amino acids. Gene Ontology annotation, molecular function: serine-type endopeptidase activity.
AUGGAGGCCAGGAUGCUUGCCGCAGCCCCUGCAGGGAUAGCCUGGGCACCGCCACCCACCCCAGAGACCCAGGAUGCCCCUGCGGGACCUCGCCGCUCCCAGAGGCCUGGGCACUCGGGAGCUUGGCUCGGCCUGGGUAUCGCCGUCCCUCCAGGCCUUGGGCUCUCCCUGCUGCUGCUGCUGCUGCUGCCUGCCUGGGAUUGUGACCAACAUGAUUGGAUGGAGCCCUUAAAUAUGCAAGACUCUAUGGAGUACAAGUGGCCAUGGCAUGUAAGCCUGCGACAGAAUGGGCACCAUGUAUGUGGAGGGGCCCUCGUGGCCCACGAAUGGGUGGUGACAGCUGCCCACUGCAUCAAUAGCAAUUUUGAUUACUCAGUUAUGAUGGGGGACGCAAAUCUCUAUCCUAGUAACUCCAACACUUCCCAAGUAAUCCCUGUCAUGGACAUCCUCCUUCAUCCGAAGUACAGGAGUCGGACCUUAAUAAUUGGUGACAUCGCCCUCCUCCGCCUGAAUUUCUCUGUGACCUUCACCAAAUAUGUCCAGCCUAUCUGUCUACCUCACUCCCUGUUUGAUUUGGAGAUUGGGACCCAGUGCUGGGUGACAGGAUGGGGUGAAAUGAGAGAAGGCUAUAAAGGUGAGGAAGGUGCAGGCCGGCCAUUAUCCUCAGAGCUCUGGGGGACGAAGGCCUUCAUUGUUCACUACAAGAGGUGUGACCAGCUUUACCACAUCAUUCCCCCUUCGCCCCAACUGGUCCCUUUCAUCACGGGAUCUGUGAUUUGUGCUACAAGCCAACAAAAUGAAACUUUAUGCCAGGGUGAUUCUGGAGGGCCCCUAGUCUGUGAAGCUGAGAAGACCUGGAUGCUGGUAGGAGUGAUGAGCUGGGUGAAAACCUGUACCCAAGCAGGGGUGCCAACUGUUUACGUCCGUGUCAGCAAGUUCUCGAAGUGGAUCACAAACCACAUGAGGGUCUCAGCCUCCCCUCUCCUGGACUUCUCCUGGAUCACUCUCCUUUUUGGGUUGCUGCCCUAUCUUUUCUGA